CUCUCUCUCUCUCUCUCGAUAAGAUGCUUUCUCGAUCUAUUACUCGGUUCCGAUCCAACAUUGUCAUGACUACCAAACGUUAUGCUUCCAAUGAAUCUACUACCAGUGCUGGUGCCACUGCUUCUUCCAAGACUUUUAGUGAUAAGGAAAAGGCUGCUGAAAACCAAUGGGCCCGUGCUCACGAUAAAGAAAAGUUAAAGCUUCUUCGUGAAGAAUUGAAUAAGCAAAAGAAAGCUACUGAAGAUCUCGAAAAGAAAGUGAAUGAAUUAUCUGGCAAGCAUUAGGGACCAUGGUUUACACAUAAUAAUUUUUAUAGUUGUCUAGUAUAGUUUUUAUAUUGUUUUUGUUUUUGUUGUUUUUAAUCAAACUGAUCUUUUGAAAAUAUAAUAUAUAUAUUACUUAUGA
This is a messenger RNA of Halteromyces radiatus, 405 nucleotides long. RefSeq lists its product as uncharacterized. Gene Ontology annotation, cellular component: mitochondrion. Bases 24 to 284 code for a protein of 86 amino acids. The transcript has 2 exons. NCBI's taxonomy places the organism in Eukaryota, Fungi, Mucoromycota, Mucoromycetes, Mucorales, Cunninghamellaceae. The record is from RefSeq and is a predicted model, not a curated record. Gene Ontology annotation, molecular function: ATPase inhibitor activity. Gene Ontology annotation, biological process: negative regulation of ATP-dependent activity.